AUGUGGUAUCUCAAAAAUACCUUCGGAAUUAUAACCCUUCAAGUUGGUAUCAUUUCAUUCAGUUCAGUGUUUAUAACUUUUGCAGUAUGUAUUUUACUAGUUAACGCAUUGUCUCUAGAUAUAGAAGAACCAAUGGCAUGGAUAAUCAUGUUUAUGUUUAUUUUUACUAUGAUCAUUAUAUGGUCGAUUGCUUUCCGUGGAGCUUUCAAAGAACUACAACAUUUAAUUUCUAUGGCUACGGUAUGUUGGGCAGUUUAUUUUGUACUAUGGAAUGUAUUAGUUAUUUGGUCAUUUAUUCAACAAAACAAGAACAUUUGUAUCGGAGCUAGAUGUCCAAAUGCGUUAUGGCUAAUAAACAAUUCAUGGUAUGAAUUUAAACAUAGCGCCAAUGGAAAAAAUAAAACAAAUAAUUUUAAAGGAUUAGCAAAAGUUAAACCGUUAAUCGAACAAUUGGGAGGUUAUAAUGAAAUAGUUAGUACAUUCAAUGAGACACGCAUGACACCAGAAAAUCAAAGAAAUUUAAUUUUAUCCGUAAUAUUAAUAAUUGUUUAUACAAUUAUAUUACUAUAUUCAUGGGCAAUAUUAUUCAGUUAUCGAAAAGAAAUUCAGAGCAAGAUAAAUUCAGAAACACAAUGA
This is a messenger RNA of Myzus persicae (green peach aphid), 636 nucleotides long. RefSeq lists its product as uncharacterized. The transcript is spliced from 6 exons. Bases 1 to 636 code for a protein of 211 amino acids. NCBI's taxonomy places the organism in Eukaryota, Metazoa, Arthropoda, Insecta, Hemiptera, Aphididae. The record is from RefSeq and is a predicted model, not a curated record.